Molecule: messenger RNA, 405 nt
Organism: Closterium sp. Naga37s-1
Lineage: Eukaryota; Viridiplantae; Streptophyta; Zygnematophyceae; Desmidiales; Closteriaceae
Source: the annotation of a GenBank genome assembly
AUGACCCUCGUCGUUCCCUGCCUGCCAUUUCACACGCCCAUGCUUCUCUUCGAUUUGCUUCCACGGCCCAUGUGUUAUGUGAGUCACGGCACCCGCCCCGCUAGUUUCUCCCUUCUGUGCGACCUCUCUGCCGCUCUCUUCCGUGAUUCCACCAACAGCCCCUCCUCCUCCCCCAGCCUUCCCCUCUCCACCUCACCCGCUCCUCCGCCCACCACUGAUGCUGCCCUGUUGGCAGCAUCAUGUGCAGCACACGAGUCACUGCUGCCGCCCUCCUCUGCUCCCUCGCCCCUCUCCUACGCCCCCUCCUGCCCUCCUCCGCCUCUUCCCCCCUGGCCCCAUCAUCCAUGCAACCCACACCUACACCCGUGCCGCUCGCCACCGCCCCUCCUGUAUGCAAGCCCCUGA